AUGGCUCAGGAAAUGGACUGGGUCAAGCUCGUCGAGACUUGCCCGGCCGGCGAUGGUUGGGGCCCGCCCGUCACCACCGAGACUACCUUGAACGGUGUCCCCUAUGCGCCCUUCUCCAAGGGCGACAAGCUUGGUCGCAUGGCCGACUGGACCUCCGAGGGCAAGGACAGAGACGGACGUGGUGGCAGACAGCACUUCAGCUACGAAACCCUCCACGAAGACGACAUCGUCGCUAACUCUCUCGCUUCCUUUCAAGACCAACAAGUCUACGGUGCCGGCCACGCCAUCUCCUUCAACGCCCCUCCCGCCGAGGACGAGUCCACCUUUUCCGUCGUCAGCAACACCCGCGACAGCACCAAGACAAGAUUCGGCCGUGGCGCCGUCUUCACCCGCGGCCGCGGCCAGCGUGGAGGUCCCGCUCAGACCGCUCGCGGUGGCCGGACGACCGUCGCUCGUGGUGGCCAGCAGGGCGGCCGCGGAGGCUACGGAGGAGGCUUUGAACGGGGCGGAAGAGGCGGUGGCCGUGGUGGCCGCCGCUUCGGCUGGAAGGACUACGACAAGCCUGCCCGCAACCGUGACGCCAGUGUCAACAUCAAGGCCGACUGGAAGCUGCUCGAGGAGAUUGAUUACAACCGCCUCGCCAAGCUCAACCUGGACGCCGACGAGGGUGAGGAAAUUGACGCCUACGGCUUCGUCUACAACUACGACCGCUCCUACGACAAGCCCGCCGUCAAGGGCUUUGAGCGCAAGCUCAACGCCAUUGACCGCGCUGCGUACAAUGUCACGACUUCUUCCGAUCCUGUGAUCCAGGAGCUCGCCGACAAGGACGAGGCCUCCAUCUUCGCCACCGACAGCAUUCUCUCCAUGCUCAUGUGCUCCCCGCGGUCCGUCUACCCCUGGGACAUUGUCAUCUCCGUGCAGGGCAACAAGGUCUUCUUCGACAAGCGCGAUAACGCCGCGCUCGACAUGGUCACCGUCAACGAGAACGCCGCCGACUCCCCCAUGGACGCCUCGGACGGCUCCAAGGACAGCCUCAACAUGCCCGGCGCCCUGGCCGAGGAGGCCACCUACAUCAACCACAACUUUGCCAACCAGGUCGUCGUCGAGAGCGAGGGCCAGAAGCUCGAGAUGGCCAACGCCAACCCCUUCUACAACGCCUCCGAGGACACGGACCCGCCGGCCAGCAAGGCCUACAAGUACCGCAAGUUCGACCUCUCCACCAACAGCGAGGAGGACAACUUCUACCUCGUCGUCCGUACCGAGGUCGACGCCGUCCAGAAGAACGCCAUCAGCGGCGACGACCAGCUCGUCACCCUGCACGCGCUCAACGAGUUCGACAACAAGGCCCAGGGCAGCGGUGGCGCCCUCGACUGGCGGACGAAGCUCGUCUCCCAGCGCGGUGCCGUCGUCGCCACGGAGAUGAAGAACAACUCUUGCAAGCUCGCCAGGUGGACGGUGCAGAGCAUCCUCGCCCGUGCCGACGUCAUGAAGCUUGGUUUCGUCUCUCGUGCCAACCCCAAGUCCAACGACAAGCACGUCAUCCUCGGCGUUGUUGGCUGGAAGCCCCGCGACUUCGCCAACCAGAUGAACCUGUCUCUGUCCAACGGUUGGGGUAUCGUCCGCACCAUUGCCGACAUGUGUCUCAGACGCGAGCAGGACGGCAAGUACAUCCUCGUCAAGGACCCCAACAAGUCCAUCCUCCGCCUGUACGAGCUCCCCUCUGGCGGCCUCGACGGCGACGACGAGGCGGAGGAGGUGCCCGAGGCGGGUGAGGGUGAUGAGGACACCACAUUACACACGCACACAACAACGAACCCUCUUAUUUUCAGUGACUUGACUGAAGAUUUGAAUACGCUUGAAGCAUUUAGCUGA
This is a messenger RNA of Colletotrichum lupini, 1872 nucleotides long. Its product is annotated as eukaryotic translation initiation factor 3 subunit D. The coding region runs from base 1 to 1872 and encodes 623 amino acids. Gene Ontology annotation, cellular component: cytoplasm; eukaryotic translation initiation factor 3 complex. Gene Ontology annotation, molecular function: translation initiation factor activity. Lineage: Eukaryota; Fungi; Ascomycota; Sordariomycetes; Glomerellales; Glomerellaceae. Gene Ontology annotation, biological process: translational initiation. The record is from RefSeq and is a predicted model, not a curated record. The transcript is spliced from 4 exons.